UGAAGGCAUUUCUUCCCGCGCUUUGAACAUUAUCAGAAGUAUAAUAUUAGUUUGUGUUUGUGAAAAGUGCUUUAGUGACAUUUUGGUGUUUUCAACACAUGCUUCUAGCAAUCAUCACAUUCGCAGCAGCUGUGGUGGACAUUCGUAUCAUGAAGCAUGGGGAGGUGCAAGAAACUGGAACCUUGGCAGGCAACAUCGCCGUCAUAGUAGUCAGUCUGCUACUCAUUGCUGUCGCUCUACUGGGCUGCAUUGGAGUCGUUAAGGAGAAACCCAAACUCUUGUAUGUGUAUGCAGGGUUCCUGAUGAUCAUAGUAGUACUCUCAGUUAUGUCGGGAAUCUUCGUGGCAGUCCAGCGCUGCGGUCUGCAGCUCGACAUCAGGGACUGGAUGAGGGAAGACUUCUUCAUGAAUGUCACUGGUGAAGAACUUAUAGAGCAUAACAAAAAAUGGGACAAGAUACAAAUCAAUUAUGAAUGUUGCGGACUCAACGGUCCUGAGGACUACAAAGCGAUGCAUCAAGAUAUCAGCAUGGCAUGCUGUCCACGAGCCCACCGCGCCCAGUCGGAGCAUGCGAAACAAAUGUUGUACAAAGCUUGUCUCAAUGGAGAGAACCACUUCUAUAGAGGUUGUGAGGAAGUAGUUAUUGACUACGUGCAAUCUGAUGCUGAUUGGUUGCUGGGGAUGGCUGUCAUCAGCUUCUGGUUCGAGGCCGCUUGUAUGGUGCUAGCCGUUUCUGUUGCCAAUCACUUGAAGAACCGGGUCACUGUUUACCAAGACACAGUUAAGUAUUAGGAUAUUCAUCAUCACUUAUUUAAGAGCCACGCUCUUGUCGGUGUAACAUUCUCCAUGCCACUUUUUAGGGAUUAGGAUAUUUUUUUCUUUAAAUUUCUGUUCUAAUGUUAACGGUCGUAAUUUCAUUCUAGUCUAUGUUAGUUUUUUAAUAACUUUUCCAGCUUUGGUCAUUUUGUAUUCUAUUAUCUCUAGUUGUUAGUUUUCUAUCAAUGUCAAU
Molecule: messenger RNA, 1008 nt
Organism: Pectinophora gossypiella (pink bollworm)
Lineage: Eukaryota; Metazoa; Arthropoda; Insecta; Lepidoptera; Gelechiidae
Product: 23 kDa integral membrane protein-like
Exons: 6
Coding region: 99-791 (230 amino acids)
Cellular component (GO): membrane
Source: RefSeq, a predicted model, not a curated record